CACACACACCUGUUGAUCACAACUCACGAUGCUUAGCAGCGCCCUUUAAAGAACAUAUUAUUAAUUUGGGCCUCCUAAACAAUGUGUUUAGGUUGUUAAGUCUGUAUGGUACUAAAUGACACAGCCGUUUCAAACGCCAGCACAUUCAAAUGAACACUGGUUGAUGCCUGAUUCAGACCUGCUUCUUUUGGAGACCUGCACUAACAAAUAGAUGGACAUGCCACCGAUGGGUCUCCUACUUGUUCUGUCUCUAACUCUGCUCUGCUGUCUACCUCACCCAGCUUCACCAGCCGAGCUAGCUCACAAUGACUCAGGGGUUCCCUAUCUGCCCUCUACGUUGGUAGAGGAGGCUCUGAAAAGGGCUUUAGAACGUACUAAUGCUGCUUACGCCCACACCAAGGAGAGGGUGAAGACAUCUCUGUCGGAGGGUGCUCUGAGACCCAGCGACCUCCUGGCUCAGUUCAAGCAGAUCGGACCCCAGACCAGGAGGCACAUCAGCGCAGCUGAGCUGCUGGACAAUACAGUGGAACUGAUCAGGGAGAUGGUCUACACCAGUACCAUGGCCCAGUCCAGUCUACCUGACCCGCUGAGUGAGGAGGACAUGCAGGUUCUACUGCAGGCUACAGGCUGUUCCUCUGAGAUGCAGAGACCCCUCUGUAAGACUGGCUGUCUGUCUGAACGCUACCGUUCAUUCACCGGGGAGUGCAACAACAGACAGCACCCUAAGUGGGGUGCGGCCAACACCCCGUACUCCCGCUGGCUCCCCCCAGAGUACGAGGACAUCAGAGGGGUCCCUAGGGGCUGGGACCCUGAACACACCUACUAUAACUACACCUUGCCCCCGGUGCGCCUCAUAUCCCAGAACGUUCUCUACACCCACAAUGAGAACAUCUCUCUGGACUCAUCUCUGUCCCACCUGCUGGUGGAGUGGGGUCAGUGGAUCGACCAUGACUUCGCUCUGACCCCUCAGAGUCCCAGCACAGCUGCCUUCAGGACCGGGGCCGACUGUACCCGCACAUGCAGCCGGGACACUCCCUGCUUCCCUAUAGAGAUCCCGCUGUCAGACCCUCGUACUGGUAUACAGAGCUGCAUGCCUUUCUUCCGCUCGGCGCCCAGCUGUGUCAGGAGCGAAGCCUUCACCGGGGCCACACCCCACCAUCACCGGGAGCAACUGAACGCCAUCACCUCAUUCGUGGAUGCCAGUAUGGUGUACGGUAGCUCCUCCCCCAUGGCUGCGGCCCUGAGGAACCACUCCUCUCCACUGGGUGUUCUGGCCCUCAAUGACCAGGCCUCAGACCAGGGUCUCGCCUACAUGCCCUACCUGCCUCGCCUACAGGGACGCCUGGAUCCCUGUGGGCCACGAAGCGGGUCUGAGGCCAACUCCACUGGAGCCACAAGUGCCUCUGACACAUCUGCUACUGCACCAACAGAACAGGAGAAUAUUACAUCCUGUUUCCAAGCAGGUGACUCACGGGCCAAUGAGCACCUGGGGAUGAUAGCACUCCACACAUUGUUCCUGAGGGAACACAACAGGCUGGUCAGUGAGUUGCACCUCCUCAACCCUCACUGGAGCCCAGACACCUUGUACCAGGAGGCCAGGAAGAUCAUGGGGGCUGUCCACCAGAUACUGACCUGGGAGCACUACUUGCCCAGGGUCCUGGGUGAGACCUCCACCUCCCUCCUGAUGCCUCCGUACAAGGGCUACGACCCUGAGAUUGACCCCAGCAUCGCUAACGUCUUCUCAGCCGCCGCCUUCCGCUUUGCCCACGUCACCGUGCAGCCGAUGGUGGCCCGCCUGGGCCCCGGGUACAGCCUCGCCCCACAGCACCCACCUCUGCCCCUACACCACUCCCUCUUCGCAUCCUGGAGGGUCGUACAGGAGGGUGGUAUAGACCCAGUGCUGCGUGGCCUCCUCCUUUCCCCAGCCAAGCUCCAGAUGCCAGGCCAGAUGAUGGUUGAGGAGCUAACUGAGAGACUGUUCCAGGCCCAGGGUGGGAUGCCACUAGACCUGGGUGCCCUCAACCUGCAGCGGGGUCGAGACCACGGCCUGCCUGGUUACAGCUCGUGGCGUGGGCUCUGUGGCCUCUCUGUUCCCAACACCACCUCUGACCUUGCAGGUAUCCUGGGUAACCCUGGUCUGGCUGAGAAGUUCCUGCUGUUGUACGGGACGUCCCAGAACAUCGACGUAUGGGUGGGGGCCAUCUCAGAGCCUCCUCUACCUGGGGGCCGGGUGGGACCCCUCCUGGCCUGUCUACUGGCCAAGCAGUUCAGAGCACUGAGAGACGGAGACAGGUUCUGGUGGGAGAGAGAGGCUGUGUUCACCAGCACCCAGAGAGCUCAGCUUCACACCGUGUCCCUGUCACGCAUCAUCUGUGACAACACGCACAUCACACGUGUUCCCUCCGACCCAUUCAGCCGUACGGUCAGCCCAGAAGACAUGCUGGCCUGCAGCCACCCCCUCAUCCCUCACCUUAACCUCUCUGCCUGGAAGGAGCCUGACACAGAUCCCAGUUGUGGUCCAAUCCCCAGGUUACAGUCAGGCUUCUCUCUGCUCUGUGACUCCGUCAUCUACUACCAGUGUGGUCCAGGCUAUCAGCUGAUUGGUCCAUCCUCUGUGACCUGUGACCCCAAUAGCUAUCAAUGGAGUCCUGCUCCCCCAAUCUGCCACGAUGUCGAUGAGUGUGCCGAUCAGCCAACCCCGUGCCCCCAAAACACGGACUGCCUCAACACACCCGGGUCAUAUAUGUGCACAGACCUGGACCUGUCCUCCCUGUCUACAGUCUCUGUAAUCUCUGCAGUAAUAGCUGUGGUUGGUGGUGUGGCCAUCUUGUUUGUGAUACUGACCUGUUGUAGAAGGUUUUUUCCAAAGAAGCCAGAAUCGAUAAACGGAACCGAUAAACGGAACCGAUAAACAGCGGUUGUUGUAAGCGGGAGGGAUAACCAAGAGACACCUCUGGAAAUGUAGUCCUUAACAUAUUUUAUUACAUUUUAGUAUUUUGUUUAAAAAAAUGUGACAUAUAUCUUGAAUGUGUUGAUAUUAAAACGUAACUUCAGAUUAUUUGUUAGAUAAUAACCUGAAAAUAAGAAAUAACUGAAUUGUAAACCCUGUUUUAGACCACAGUCACAGUAUAUAUAUAAAACCUCAAAAGGUCUGACUCAAAAUGCAAAGUACUUCGCCGUACAGUAUUUGGACAGUGACCAUUUUGUUGUUGUUGUUGUAGUUCUGUUAAGUGACAAGAAAUGACGCAAUACAUUAUUUAUCAUUUUAAUUUCUAUUGGCCACAACAACAAAAAAAUCUGAAACCAAAACAAAACAAACAGCAACAAGUUUUGAAUUACAAGCUUGUCGUUGUUAUUGUGUGAUAGAAAUAUGAUACUAAACUUUUCACUACUUUGAUACACAUAAGUGAAUUUGCCUAAAAGUUCAAAUGUACAUAAAGUGCUGUAAUUUCUAAACGGUUGACCUGAAAAUACCCUCGAAUUAAAGCUGGCAGUCGGCACUGAAAUCCAAAGUGCUGGAGUACAGAGCCAAAACAAAACAACGUGUCACUGUACAAAUACUUGGAUAUCAGUGUAUUUGUCUGUUCUAGUCCACGUGUUUGGAGCUCAUAAACCUGAACAAGCUAACAGCAUUAAAGGGUGUUACAGAUUUA
Molecule: messenger RNA, 3653 nt
Organism: Oncorhynchus nerka (sockeye salmon)
Lineage: Eukaryota; Metazoa; Chordata; Actinopteri; Salmoniformes; Salmonidae
Gene: epx
Product: eosinophil peroxidase
Exons: 18
Coding region: 212-2911 (899 amino acids)
Biological process (GO): response to oxidative stress
Molecular function (GO): heme binding; calcium ion binding; peroxidase activity
Source: RefSeq, a predicted model, not a curated record